AUGUCGACACGAAGAUCACGCGGACGGACUCGCAACGCACUGGCCGACAUCACCCCGUCGAUGCUUCCCGAUGACAACAUGGAAGUAGUAACGCUGAAUAAAUACUACGAGUAUCGAGAAUCCACGAUUUCGAGAAGUAAUUCAAGUCAACGAAAGCGAGCCAGCCAUCUGAUUGCCGACAUGGAUGAUGAAACUCCAAAUGUAUCAUCGGCAACUGAGGAUCCAUUCAUGAGGCCUGAUGCUGUAUCUUUCUUCCAAACGCCCGGAAUAUUCAAAUAUCGCCGAAGAACCAGCACUGAGCCACAAAUUGACUACUUCGAACAUUUCCAAAUUCCAAACGAAUGUAUUCUCAAAAUUUUCGAAAACUUUAAUAAGCGAGACGUGAUUACCGCGAUGAAGGUUUGCCGCAAGUUCUACAAUCUUGGGGAGAACAAAGACCUUUGGAAAACUGUUGAUUUGGCGAACAAAACAAUUCGCCUUGUGGACCUGUUCAAGAUUGUCGGCCGAGGAUGCCAAGUUCUUCGUCUAUGCGGAACAAAAAUCAAUGAGGAAGAACAAGAUGAAGCAAUGCUACAUCAAGGGUAUGGAAUGUUACAGAAGAACCUGCUCACCCAUAUCGACUUCUCGCGGUGCACAAUUUCGACAUUAGCUCUUGAGACGAUUCUCUGUGGAACAAAUCUUUUGCAGGGUCUUUCGCUGGAAAACGUAAACCUAUCAACGCGGAUUCUUGAAGCGAUUGGACAGAACACAGAUCUACUCUACUUGGACUUAUCAAUGGCUCGCGGGAUCAAAACUUCGGAUAUAAAAUGCUUCCUGCCUCAACUUACAAAAAUAGAAGAGCUCAACCUAUCGUGGUGCAACCUAGAUGCAGAAGCCCUCAACCGUGUCAUGCAAUACAUAUCAUCCUCCGUCCAGCGAAUUUGCUUGGCCGGUUCAAGAAAUAAGGCAUCCUUGUUUGAUUCACAUGUUGAAGCGCUCUGUCGACGGUGUGUCACUUUGAAGGAGGUCGAUCUAUCGGAUUCGACUGAACUCACGCGCGCUUCCCUACAAUUUUUGAUCGACAUGCCACAGCUUGAAGUGUUAUCGUUGUCUCGAUGUUUUGGAAUCCAUCCGCUUGCGUAUCUAUCUUGUGCAAACAUUGCUCGUCUCAACAUUUUUGGCUGUGUGACGGAAGAGGGUGAGCAAACACUGCGCAUAAGACUUCAGAACACCGCCGUUAAUAUGGACCCACAUUCAUCCGUUGCUCGUCCCACUCCUCCCCCAUCAGUAACAUCGAUUUGGCGAAUGAAAGUCAAAGAUUUAUAU
This is a messenger RNA of Mesorhabditis belari, 1305 nucleotides long. The record is from the annotation of a GenBank genome assembly. NCBI's taxonomy places the organism in Eukaryota, Metazoa, Nematoda, Chromadorea, Rhabditida, Rhabditidae.